UCCAGAUUCCUGGAUCCACCUUUUCUUUCUCUCUCUUGACCUUUAUGUCUCCUUUGUCUAUAAAUCAAAACCACCACCUCCCCAACACCUCACUUGUCGAGAAUCCAAGCAACGCGAGCUCAGGGACUCCCUCUGUAAUAUUCAAAGCGGAAGAGAAAGCGAUCAAAGAAGGGUUUUAGUUAUUGACUAUGAAGAACCCAUCUUCGCCCAUCUCCAGGAAGACUACCACUACUACUACUACACCAUGCUGCACCAAAGUGGGAAUAAAGAGAGGGCCUUGGACUCCAGAAGAGGACGAGCUCUUGUCCAGCUACGUCAAGAAGGAAGGAACUGGACGAUGGCGUACGCUGCCUAGUAGGGCGGGGCUGCUUAGAUGUGGAAAGAGUUGUCGCCUCCGGUGGAUGAAUUAUCUCCGUCCUUCUGUUAAGAGAGGCCGUAUUGCUCCAGAUGAGGAAGAUAUCAUUCUUAGGCUUCAUAGGUUGCUCGGUAACAGGUGGUCCUUGAUAGCUGGGAGGAUUCCAGGACGCACAGACAAUGAGAUCAAGAACUACUGGAAUACCCAUCUUAGCAAGAAGCUGAUUAGCCAAGGGAUUGAUCCAAGGACCCACAAGCCAUUGAACCCUGACCAUAAUUCCUCUCAGUUUGCCAAAGAUCCAAACCAAAAUUCAGGCCCGAAAUCUGUUAAUUUAGAAGAAACUGGCAGGACAUAUCGAGUUAUGGCCACCAAAGUGAGCCAAACUUUCAAUAUGACUAACCUGGAUCAUUAUCAAAACCCAGAAGUUGUCGAAGAUGGUAACGAUAACCGGCUGAAUGAUAAUUGUGAUGCUCUAGUUAUGGAGUUACAAAGUGAUCAAGGACACAGCAAUGAAGAAUAUCAUUUCAAUGGAAAUGAAGAUGAGGAUACUUUUUCUUCGUUUCUGGAAUCUUUGAUCAAUGAAAAUGAAAAUCUCUUCUUGAUCAAUCAACAACAGCAGCAGCAGCAGCAUCCUAAUAUGAUUGCACCUCCGGUUCAACACGGUGUUUUUUCUGCACAGCCAUUCAAUAAUACUGCCACAUGGGAAGUUGAAGUUGCACCUUCAAUGGCUGCCUUAGGUGACGAGAUGCUGCUUUAACUUGAGUCAUUAUCCAGCCUGCUUUAUAUAUAAAGCAUCCACUUCGAUAAGUGCAUUAAGAAAAUCAAAUAGGCUUCGACUUCUAGAUAUCAUCUAAUUUGUGUAAUAUUUUUGUCUUGUUCUUCUAUAGUUGUGCUUCUACCUACUCCUGCAUAUACACAUAUGUACACAUGAUGGUUGCCGUUAAGUUGAUAUAGGACAAGUAUGUGGUACUUGUAAUUAAGGACUCUGUUUACUGCAUGCAUGCAUGUGCUAAGUCUUUAUACAUCUCAAGCUCUGUGCAGACUUCCAACUCUUCUCCUCUCUCUCUCCCUCUCACACACACACACACACACACAAACACACAAGACAAAUUUCUAGUUCCUUGCUCUCCCCACACCCACACAAACAAAGGACAAAUUAUUGCUUAUACAUGGUCUAUUGUGGACUGGAAGGCACACAUAUAUAACAAUGUGAUCCAUAUAUUUAUAGAAAAAAUCUGUUUAGACGUGAUUUACAUAGAUCUAGAACGGUAUCGUAUUUAUGUCUUUGUCUCAUCUGAACUAGAUUUUUUAUUUUUAUAUUGUAUAAGGUUCAUGAUAGAUUAUAACUAUAUAAGUUUUCCGCCACACACUUCCAAGAUGCACACAUGAGUUUGUUUAAUGCAAUUACUUAGAUAUUUUCCUCAUGCAGAAAGUAUGCAUUAUCGAAAUGAUUUGCUUAAACAUGACGAAUGCAGGCAAAAAUGUUUUACAUGUUUUGCAUAAUAGAUUUGUUAAUCACAUAGGAUAUAUUGCAAGAGACUUCAAUUUGAGUAAUAUUGGCGUUUAUUUCAAAAGGUUUAUUCACAUAGAUAAUUAAAGAUUGAAA
Manihot esculenta (cassava) is the source of this 1961-nucleotide messenger RNA. Its product is annotated as transcription repressor MYB5. Bases 189 to 1112 code for a protein of 307 amino acids. The transcript has 2 exons. The record is from RefSeq and is a predicted model, not a curated record. Lineage: Eukaryota; Viridiplantae; Streptophyta; Magnoliopsida; Malpighiales; Euphorbiaceae.